Acaulospora colombiana is the source of this 126-nucleotide messenger RNA. NCBI's taxonomy places the organism in Eukaryota, Fungi, Glomeromycota, Glomeromycetes, Diversisporales, Acaulosporaceae. The record is from the annotation of a GenBank genome assembly.
AUGGAUCGUGGCAGAUGGAUACCCUCAAAAGAUAAUAGUAACAAGAAACUUUUGUGCAAACACCCUUCCUACACCCUAAGUUCUGACGACACAACCUACAUGGCCAACCAGAAGAUCUUCUUAUGA